This is a messenger RNA of Ostreobium quekettii, 1806 nucleotides long. Lineage: Eukaryota; Viridiplantae; Chlorophyta; Ulvophyceae; Bryopsidales; Ostreobiaceae. The record is from the annotation of a GenBank genome assembly.
AUGUCUUCGGUUGUAUUUCCCACAUAUUUUCCAGGUUCUGGACUGAAUGAUUCCUGCAGCUUUGCUGAGCCUCAGUUUGUGGUGUCCUUUUGCAAGGUGUCCACAGCUUGUGCAAGGAUGGAGGAAGCGCUGCAAUUCCUGGAGAAUGGCGGCAGCCCUUCUCUGGCGCCCGAACUAGCCAACGAGAUUCAACAAGCCCUCGAGAAAUAUGUACCCCAAUGUGUUCUGGGCCAGCUCAAGCUGCCUCUGACACCCGAGAAUGCCCAAGCAAGGAAGCAGGCCAUCGAGAUACUCCAGGAGUUGCUGGCGGUGCCUGACAAGAACAGACUCAACAAGGCUGCACAGUAUUCUGUGGAUCGGCACUAUGUGAAGCAGGUUCUGGAAGCACUCACCUCCGUAGAAGUGUUGCAGAUGACAGACUGGCCUAGAAUCCUCCGGGAACCGAAAAGUGUGCAAUGGUACUACCCUGGAGUCCUCUUGCGAGCUGCGGCUGCACAUAUUGUUGUGGGGUUUGCACAGAAGAAGCCUGCACCACUACAGACCAUUGAUGCAGUUCUCUCUUUGCCAGGCAAGGAGAGAGAGGCCCAUGUUGAGCAUGUUAUCUGCAAGAUACUCAUGGGCCAGGUAGAGAGUGCCCUGUACAUAUUGGACAAAGUGGAAGGAACGGGGAAGGAGAUGCAGAACAGGCAGUCUGGCGGCGAUCGUGUCUUUGAGGGAACGUACUUUGGCACCACGCCGUCAGAAUCCGCUGCUGUUGGGGCGAAGUCCCUGCCCUCAAGGAAUGAGACACUGACAUUUGUCAGGCAACACUCGCCCCAGGGGGAUGCAGACUUGCUGCCGGGCCUGUGCCUGUUUGCCGAGCGCUGGCUCGACAAGGCUUUCACCCAAUUCCGCGACACAAGCAUGCGUGUGCCAGACUCCUCACUGGUUGCACACUUCAAAGACAAUCGAUUCGUUGGUGGCAUGAGGGGCAGAAAACCACAGAGGGCAGCGCCCCAAGGGGGCACGAUAGAGAUGCUUGUUUCAAAGUUUGAUGAAGCUCUUGGUUCACAGCAGCUGCAUGUGGCGCAUGGAGCUCAGGCUGACAGAAGAUAUGAGGCAGAGAUGCGACUGGUUUCUCAGAGACAGGGCCAAACAUCUUCCUCAUACCCUGCCCAGACAGGGCUGCCAGAGGUUGACAUCUUCAACUCUCAGCCAUCAGAAGCAAUGCUGUUUGAUGACACCAAGAGGCGCCGCCUUCCUGUCCUUGCUGUCCUGGCUGGUGGGGUCGUUUUGGGCGCUGCUCUGUACUCACUCUCCAACACCGGUCAACUGGGGAGUGUGGCUGGGGCUUCGGCAUUGGAGGCACCUCACCCCACACUGACUGACCAGCAGAGGACAACCCUGAGUGCAUUGCCGCUGGGUGCUCCCUUGAGGUUUCCUGAGGCGGAAAAACUGAUAAAGAGGUGGCAGUAUGCGAAGUCCCUGGCCUUGGGGCCAAGGCAUGACGACCGAUUACUGAGGAGCGUCUUGGCUGAGCCGAUGCUGGGAGAGUGGGCUAAUCAGGUGCAGGACGUCUCCCAACAGGGCUGGUUCUGGAAAUACAAGCUGGAUGGCUGCAAGGUUUCCGAUGUGGACUCUUCGCAUUUCAGAGGUGGUGCUGGCCACCUGACUGUCGUGGCAACGCUCAAAGAGUCGGCGUCCAUGCAUGGUGCCGAUGGAAGGCAGGCUGACAAAUACAAGAGCACCUACGAUGUGGAGUAUGGUGUGGUCCUUGGGAGGGAUGGGAAUUGGAAGAUCAACCACGUCACUGUCCUCAGCCAGUGA